This is a messenger RNA of Ixodes scapularis (black-legged tick), 2166 nucleotides long. RefSeq lists its product as uncharacterized. Lineage: Eukaryota; Metazoa; Arthropoda; Arachnida; Ixodida; Ixodidae. The record is from RefSeq and is a predicted model, not a curated record. The transcript has 2 exons. The coding region runs from base 166 to 1020 and encodes 284 amino acids.
GUUUUCAUAGGUUUAAAAACCGGUAUGACGUGUCAUGUGCCAUCACCAGUGCACCGGUGGGCAGACAAGCAAGGGUGCCUGAGAGAGUGCUGACGUUACCGAAGCCGCCGAAGCGUCGUACCGUCGUCCUUUCAGUUUUUCCGCUCUCGCAUUCUACGAGCAUAUAUGUCUUCGACCGACGAGCCUGACGCAGUCGACGAACCCGUGGAUUCAAUUCAGCGCUACGAAGUCGACAAACUCGAAUCCCGGAAGUACGCUUACUUGCUAGACCUGGCACGGGAGCUCGGCUUCUUCUGCAAAGGAAACCCGAAAAAGGCCCGAGUCAUCAAGUUCAUCAGGCAGUCGGCGCUACACCCACUGCACGAAAAAGAGAAUGACCAGUCGCUCCUUGAGGUCGAGCGGGCAGUCCCCGAAGCCGCCAACUCCACAGCAGCCAUGCCGAAGCCAGCUCGGCCGAAAGCAGACGAAGUUUCGAUCUCGCCGACGCCGUCUUCCUCGCGACCGCGGCGUCACGGCUAUACGCUGAAAUUCGCCCAUAUCUACCCAGUGGCGUUUGUCAAGGCAAAGUCGACCAAGGAGUAUGGGUCUCUGAACACCAAGACACCGUCCGUCAAGUCCUGGAUUCCGAAAUCCAGCCUUCGGAGAUGGCUCCAGGCUCCGUCUCGGAUCCCAAAGCUGAAGCCAAAGUCGACCAAGGAGUACGCGUCGCAGAAGACCAAGACACCGUCCGUCAACUCCCGGAUUCCGAAAGCCAGCCUUCGGAGAGGGCUCCAGGCUCCGUCUCGGAUCCCAAAGCUGAAGCCAAAGUCGAAGCUCGCGCCGAAAGAUACCAGACGCCUGGCCGCGACAGAAAGGACAACUCUCAAGAGCAACUCGGCCACAGAUUGGCUUGCUGGUUCGGCCGUCACGGCGGCGGCGACAACCGAAUCAAGGCGGCAGAGAAACCGCGUCAUUCUGGGACAGGUGCGGUCGAACCGCCAGUUUGACCUCAUGCUCGAAAACAGAGGCAUCACCAUGUAAACAUUACCUGACUAAGAUUACGUCUGCAUCUUUAGCUUUUUUUUAAAAUAUUUUUAAAUCUUUUUAUAUCUCUUUCAAGGAUGUGAUAUGCAAGAUUGCAAAUAAAAUUUCUUGACCUCUAUACUUUGUUUCACCUUACGAUGGAUCACGGGAUGCUAGGAGCAAUCGAAUCCAAUUCCGCGUGAGUGUUCGCUGUGCUGGUUGGCUUGUAGCAUUCGCCGCGGUCCAUCGUGAGGUGAGGUAAUAUUGAUAGCUUUGUAUGUAAUCUCGAAACUGUUUCUGAGAUGUACUUUUGCUUGCGCAUAUCGUUCAUCACCAUCAAUACGCACAGUUACACCAGACGUGUCGUUGAAGCUGGGAGUGCAUCUACGAAACAAUGUUGCCAAAUGGUUCCGCGCCGUUUUUGGAAAAUGACCCACACAAGGAAAUGUGCCGCACGGACAUUGCAAAUAUUAUUUUUUCUAAAAGUACCUCCCCGUCCCUCAAAUUACGGUGUUUUUUUUCCGCUCAAGUAAACUAUGCCUCGCUGAACGCUCAUUAUCCGCCCAAAAGUAGGGGUUCGAACUAGAUUCCAAAGUUUCAGCACUCAGUCAAAAUUUAUAUCAUUUUCUGAAAUGUUAAAUUGGAAAACGGGGCUGAUUUUCGCCCAGUCUUAUGUAACUGCGGACACUCAACUUCGUGCAUUCGAGAGCCUGCGCUGGCCGCCAUUUUUCCCAUUAAAACUGCCAGAAAAAUUGCGUAACUGUUCAACAAGAGUUAGUGCUGAAACUCCGGGAUCCGAUUCGGACCGCUAGCACUACAUUCGGUUAGAGAAUGGGCGUUUGGCGACGGAUCGUUUAUUUGUGCGGUGGUAAAUUCCCUGUACAUCUUUGGAAGGACACCCUGUAUAUUGUGAUAGCCGUGCGCUAACUUCCAUUGUGUGUGUAUCUGUCUUUUAAAAUAGUAAAACAAGUUUUGGGUGUUCCGUUUUCUUUUCAAAAGUCUUUUUUUUCUUCCAACAGAAUUUUAUGAGCUGUACGAAUUUGUGUUUCCCCUCUACUCAGCACAAAUUCUUUUUGUUGGAGCUUGUCCAAGUCUUGCAAUCGUGUAAUAGUCGUAACCUAUAGCAUUUUAGUAAGAGAUUGUAAAUACACCAAUGACCGAGCA